Penicillium psychrosexuale is the source of this 1023-nucleotide messenger RNA. RefSeq lists its product as uncharacterized. Bases 1 to 1023 code for a protein of 340 amino acids. Lineage: Eukaryota; Fungi; Ascomycota; Eurotiomycetes; Eurotiales; Aspergillaceae. The record is from RefSeq and is a predicted model, not a curated record. The transcript has a single exon.
AUGGACGAUUACCAGACACUCGUCGUGGCUCAAUUCUUCGAGCCACUGCCAAACAUCUCUCAGAUAUCGUGUCACCAGUUUGUCCUGCACCAUGUUACCCCGGUCCUUUUUCCCAACGCUACCGGUAAGGUAGACGUUCAACCCAGCCCUUUCCAGGGAAGCAUGAGCUAUACCGCUAUAUUAUAUGUUCACUCCACCCACGCCGAUCAUCGCAUUGUUGUCCAGUUCCGAAGCGAUAAGCAAGACCUCUUUGGAGUUACUGAAGCUAGCCGCAUUCAUGGACCCAUUGUACCCUUGGUAACAUACCAGGGCAUAUACGAAGGGUUAUUCGUAUAUACAUCCCCUUUUACAGAAGGGAUACCGUAUAUCAGUGUCUUGAUGUCUUCUCAGGGCUUUGAACUACCGCUCCAGAAGAAGAUAGCGACUAUCACGGACCUUGCAGACCUUAUGACUCGGGGAGCUAGAGCGAAUACCACUACAUCCGACCUUACUUCUACUCUUGAUAAAAUCCGUCAUAAGGUUGAUAACUAUACUUUUCGAAAUACAACUCUCAGAAACAGCAUUUCUACUUGUAUUAGCAAACUCCUGCCACACCUACACGAUCUCGCCGCUCUUCCCGUCACCCUUACCCACCAGGACCUCACCCCAUUCAAUUACCUUAUCGACGACUCCACGGGCCGAGUUCAAGCUGUACUAGACUGGGAUGGUGCUGUAUACCUCCCAGUUGGGUCAAAUUUCUAUUUCAUGGAUAGUCUUCUCGGGUUUAUGACCCCAAGUGGUUGGCAAGAUAACGGGGAUCGUCAGGAACUAGAGGGAGCGUUUUACGAUCGGGUUCUGGCUAGUCUUGCUACCCAGGGACUUAGGGGAAUAACAAAAGAGCAACUGGAGUUGCAGAAGGCAAUCGGGGUAUUACAAUACGGCGUGGAGCGGCUUCUCAAGUUCAAAGACCAACGAGCCGAGCACUAUCUAGAGGGGUAUCUUCGCGGUUUAUCUUUCAUGGACGGGUUCAUGUUAUCGUAUUAG